Molecule: messenger RNA, 1103 nt
Organism: Cheilinus undulatus (humphead wrasse)
Lineage: Eukaryota; Metazoa; Chordata; Actinopteri; Labriformes; Labridae
Gene: cfap161
Product: cilia and flagella associated protein 161
Exons: 8
Coding region: 219-1103 (294 amino acids)
Biological process (GO): cilium assembly
Cellular component (GO): motile cilium
Source: RefSeq, a predicted model, not a curated record
UUAAUUCUUGUAUGGCUGCGCGGUUGUGGAACUACGACCUCUUGCGACAAACGCCAAGAACAGACUUCAGUUACAAUCACAGUUACCAUGGAAACCGUAACACUAACUGUGCUUGCGCUACAUUUUCAGGUCGCACGUACAUUAGUUUAAUGUACGUCAUCACUUUAUGGAUACAUAAGUUGCCUACUAAGAACAGUGGAAGUUAAUACGUAGCAAAAAUGUUUCGUGUGAUGACUUAUCGGGGAAACGUAAAAAUUGGAAACUGGUACGAGGACCUGCAAUUACAAGAGGAUGAGAAGAAGGAGUAUCUAGAGGAAAAACAGAGGGGUGAACUUCUCUACCAGAAAGUAGACUUCCUCAAACAGAACAUGUUAAAUCUGGUAAAUCUCAGUGUGACCACAGAUGGAGGACUGCAUUUUGGAGAUGUUGUGAUGUUAGUGAAUCUAGGAGGAGAAAACAGGGAGUCCAGUGCAGUUAGCAUCAACGCGGACAUUAAUAGUCUGAUCAAAACUUCUCUCCCUGGCAUUAAAGCCCCAUGUGGGGUCAGUGCAGGAAGAAACAUGCAGGCAUGUACACGCACUGCCUUCAUCAUCACCAGUGUGGAUGGCAGUCUUGAAGGAUCCACUUUGCAAUAUGAGCAAAGUUUUGCUCUGAGAACAACAUGUGGCUUUGCAAGCGGGCUUUACUUGGUGAGUGACCUGCAAAGUUUUCAAAAGAGUGCAAAGUAUUCCCGUCUACAAGAAGUCAGCUUGGAUAAAGGCUGUUCCUUUCUCUCCUGGUGGAAGAUAGAACACUUUGAACCCCUGGCAAGGCUCGAAUAUGCAGGUCAGCCUGUCCCUGCUAAUAUGAAAGUGCUGAUAAAACACUGCAAGACAAACCAGGCUCUGGCUGUUCUGGGUGAUCAAGUCCUGAGGACCACCUUUGGCAACGAGUAUGAGGUUACAGCUCACACCUUCUUGGACUCACAUAAAGCAGAAAAGGACAGCAACCACUGGAUCCUCUGCACCUCUGACCCUGCAGGGAGUGGACUUUCACUUCUCAACCACCCACUGUCAGCAACUAACAACCAGGACAAACUCACACAGUUAAAUCCUAGCAUCUAA